AUGGGGCAAACGUGGGGGCUGCUGCUUCUCCUGGUGGGCAGUAUCUGGGCACAGUAUGAGAAAUAUAGUUUUCGGGGCUUCCCCCCUGAGGACCUAAUGCCUUUAGGCUCAGCCUAUGCCUAUGCCCUGGAGCAGUAUGAGGGUGAGAGCUGGAAGGAGAGUGCCCGUUACCUGGAGGCAUCACUGAGGCUGCACAGGCUGCUUCAGGACAGUGAGGCCUUCUGCCAUGCCAACUGCAGCGGUACCAGACCCUCCGGGGAGCACUCCCCAGCCUGGGGAACCAAAGAAGAGCUGGAGCAAGAAUGGGGUCGGGAGCUCUGGUUUUUUGGGCAGGUGUUGGAGCGGGCAGCCUGCCUGAGGCGGUGCAAACGGACCCUGCCAGCCUUCCAGGUGCCUUACCCUCCUCGACAGCUGCUCAAGGACUUCCAGAGUCGGCUGCCUUAUCAGUAUCUGCAUUAUGCCCUAUUCAAGUCUAACCAGCUAGAGAAAGCAGUGGCUGCUGCCUACACCUUCCUGCAAAGAAACCCCAAGCAUGAGACGACCACUAAGUACCUUAACUACUACAGGGGACUCCUGGAUGUGGAUGAGUACCUUACAGACCUGGAGGCCUAUCCGUAUGAGGCAGUGUUCGUCCAGGCUGUGAAGCUCUACAAUAGUGGCGAUUUCCGCAGCAGUGUUGGGGAUAUGGAGCGAGCUCUUGCUGACUAUCUCACUGUCUUUGCUAAUUGCCUGGCUGGUUGUGAGGGGGCCCAUGAGCUCUCAGACUUCAAGGACUUCUAUCCAUCUAUUGCGGACCGUUUUGCAGAAUCUCUGCAGUGCAAAGUGGAUUGUGAGGCCAACCUAACCCCCAAUGUGGGUGGCUACUUUGUGGACAAAUUCGUGGCCACGAUGUAUCACUACCUCCAAUUUGCCUACUACAAAUUGAAUGAUGUUCGACAGGCUGCCCGGAGUGUAGCCAGCUACAUGCUUUUUGACCCUGCAGACAGUGUAAUGCAGCAGAACUUGGUGUAUUACCGAUUUCACCGGGAGCGUUGGGGGCUGCAGGAGGAGGAUUUCCAGCCCCGGGAGGAAGCGAUGCUCUACCAUAACCAGACCACGGAACUCCGGGAGCUGCUAGAUUUUGCUCAUUUAUAUUUGCAAUCAGAUGAUGAGAUGGAACUAGAGGAGUCGGCACUACCACUGGAGUCAGAACCACCACCAUCAGACAUAGAGUUUGAAGGAGACGGUGACUAUGAGGAAGGCAUUUAUGCAGAUUGGUGGCAAGAGCCCAAUGCCAAGGGUGAUGAUGCAGAAGCUGAGCCUGAGCAAGCAUGAGAUGGAACUCCCUGCGGAACUCUCCAAAAUGUUGGGAUGACCAGGCCCUUCUACCUCCAAGGAAGCAGCAGCAGCUGCAACAACAAAUAUUUAUUAAAAAUUCAUGAGGAACAGAACUGGCAUGGCUCCUCCCCCACCCCCCCCCAUCCCCAAACCUCAGAGUCUCUACCUCUCCAGGUCUUCAAAUCUGCAUUCUUCAUCUCUUCUCCUCUAGUUCCUAUGGAGCCAGAGUCACUCGUAAAAUUGUCCCAGGGGGAAGAGAGAGAACUUUCCCAGUCUGCUUGGGCUCUCCUCUCCUCCUGUGCCCCAAAUCCCUGGACUCAGGAUCCCGAGGUUCUUAGCAGUGAAGCUCUGGAUAGAAGCAGCUUCAGCCCUUGGAUGCUGCCUUAAACUGGACUUUGACAAAUGUUGGAGACGUGAGGAACAGCCUACUGUAGUAGAACAGAGCAUUGGAAUAAAAUCUGGGAGGCCUGAGUUCAA
Molecule: messenger RNA, 1794 nt
Organism: Trichosurus vulpecula (common brushtail)
Lineage: Eukaryota; Metazoa; Chordata; Mammalia; Diprotodontia; Phalangeridae
Gene: P3H4
Product: prolyl 3-hydroxylase family member 4 (inactive)
Exons: 8
Coding region: 1-1314 (437 amino acids)
Biological process (GO): collagen fibril organization; peptidyl-lysine hydroxylation
Cellular component (GO): endoplasmic reticulum
Molecular function (GO): protein binding; collagen binding
Source: RefSeq, a predicted model, not a curated record